Messenger RNA from Stylophora pistillata, 2105 nucleotides. RefSeq lists its product as uncharacterized. The record is from RefSeq and is a predicted model, not a curated record. Gene Ontology annotation, molecular function: calcium ion binding. Lineage: Eukaryota; Metazoa; Cnidaria; Anthozoa; Scleractinia; Pocilloporidae.
UCCUGGGGGAGACCUGUUUUGAAAUUAUUUCGUUUUCUUCCCUCCGUAUCUGUCAUGUCUACCAAGCGCUGUAUUUGUUGUCUACAUUUUUUGGUAUUUCUUAUUGCCAAAGGAAUAGGCUCUACAGCAUCAUGUCGCAAUUUGGAGUUCACAGGAACCAGAACGUUUAAAGGUAAACGCUUUACCAACCAUGUCAUGCGUAUCGCCUACGUAAAGGGCCAAGAAUUCUGCGAGGUGCUUUGCUUUUUGGACGAUUACUGUUUCAGCUAUAAUUUCAAGACAAAAACUGAAGGUGGAAAGCAAAAAUGCGAGUUAAAUAAUGCUACACAUGAAGGGCACGAAAGAGAAGUGAAGGAAGACGUAGAGUAUGAGUAUUACGCAGUGGAGAACAGCUGUUCUAGUAACCCUUGCAGUAAUAAUGCUACUUGUCAAACCGGUUUUACGGAGAGAGGAUAUCGCUGUUUGUGUAUCCCGGGAUUCAUUGGCAUAAAUUGUAAAACAGAUGUGGACGAAUGCUCUACUGGAGCACAUAGUUGUGAUGUUCAUGCUGACUGCGAAAACAUCGAAGGUUCUUAUAAAUGCAGUUGUAAACCUGGGUAUCAAGGAGACGGUAAAAUCUGCCGCAGCUUUGGCGGCCAAGCAGCACUUUUUUCAUCAGCAAAGGAGAUUUACGCGCGGAACUUUUCCAGAGAAAACAGAGCUUUCCUGUUAAACGUCGGGUCUGCACAGGUUAACGUAUUCUGUGUCCUGAACGACAUCAGCUUGGGAUCAUGUGGGGGAGGUGGCUGGACACUAGUGAUGAAGAUGAAUGGAUCAAAGCAAACGUUUCACUAUAAUUCUGCUCUCUGGAAAAAUAAAGAUCCAUACAAUCUCGCUGGAGGGGAGACAGGGUUUGACAUAGAAGAGACCAAGUUACCCACGUAUUGGAACACACCUUUCUCCAAGAUCUGUCUCGGUAUGAAGAUCCCUGGCGAAGACACUGUACGGUUCAUUGCUGUAAACCAUUCGGCCGACUCUCUACACUCGCUUAUCGUCGAUGAUCAGUAUCGACCCACCUCGUUAGGCCGUGAAGCAUGGAAAUCGCUGUUAGGUUCACAAGCCUCUUUGCAACAUAACUGCAACAAGGAAGGGUUCAAUGCAUUAUCGGUAGUUAACAAAUUUACGUCCAAAGCAAGAAUCGGUAUCAUUGCCAACAACGAAAAUGACUGUGACGACCCUGAUUCCCGAAUUGGGUUUGGCACAGGUGGACAUCCUGACCACUUUAAUACGUGUGGCGAUGAAGCAAGACUUUCAGACAAUGGAAAGAAAACUAUUAAAACAUUUGGAUACAUUUUCGUUCAGUGAGAACCCGUCUCAAGACUUCAGCGGAGCUGUUAUGGUCACCUCAGUCAUAUCUUGAGAGUGUCUAUAAAGUGUUGCUUUGUCUUUGAAAGGUUAUCAUGGCAUGACAAAAAACGCCACACAUAGUAAUAAUAAAAACAAAGACAAAACGAGAAAAAAAAAUCGAAUAAAACCUACAGUAAACACAGCGAAACUAUGACACCAUGAAUAUGUAAAAACCAUGUGUGUAAACUGCGGUUUAAGAAAUGAAUAUGGAACCGACUUUCACAGUUAUAAAUACUUCCUAAACAGCAGAGAAAAGAAGGCCCGAAAAAACUUCAGGCACGGGAUUUGAACUCAUGACCUCUGCGAUUCCGGUGCAGUACUCUUAACCCUGAGUCAACUGGUCUUUCAUUCGGUUCGUAGUAAACCCCAUGAGGUGAUGAAUCGACGAGUGAGAAUAAAUGAAAUCAUACAUAUGAACUGCGGUUUAAGAAAUGAAAAUGGAACAGGUCGUCGCAGCACAUACAUUUUAUUUUCAGUUUUAUUGUCGAUCUGAACGUUUUCUCGAAUAAAAUUCAACACUUUCAUUUUUUAUUUUGAUAUUAGAUUAUGAGAACUACUGAUAAACUUCUUUGUAUUAUUUGAGACUUUUUCCACUAAUAGACUUUGCAACUGUAAAAUGUUUUACUUUAAAAAACCUAACGAAAGAAAUCAAGACACACAUUGCUGAUUCUUCAUCAAAAGUUUGGAAAAACUUCUCCAGAUCAGAGCGGAAUGCUCUG